AUUCUAAUUUAUUAGUCGUGCGAACACCAUCUACAUUGUUACAAUAACAUGCUGUGCUUGGCACGACUCUUGUCAAAGUAUCUGAAUUAAAUCAAAAUAUUUUGAUCUAUGAGCUAACACAAAUGAUUCAUAUGAAUUAUCAGUCGACACGUGAUAUAUGAAGUAGCAGCCACGGAAGUCCAAUUCUAAGGUGGAGAUGAGGGCUCAGCAGGUGCCCGAUUGCACCUUGCUAUUAUCAUAAAAUGAAAGAAAAGAUGGGCCAAUUGGCAAAAUUGGUCCAAGCAACCCAUAACGGAUAGUUGGGCCACUGGAAGAAAGUGGUUGGUUGAGGUGUCCAAAUCAGAUUCCCAAAAACCACAAAAAAGAACCCUAGUACGUGUACGACAACGCUGUUUAAGAGAUCUGGAGCUUUGUAGAUACAGCCUGGCUUUGAUAACAUCAAAUUGUUGUUGAUGGGUGUUUGGUUCCAGCACAUCAGCACAUGCUCAAAAUAUCCUAAACCAAUACAUGAACAACCCAUCAAUGGGUGGUUAGUUGCAUUUUCAUGUGUAUGGUCCCUCUCUAUCUAAUCUUCCUUUUCUUCAAAUCAUGGUUUGUUUUUAGCUGGAAAUGGGAGAGGGAAAGAAUAUAUUCAUCUUUUUUUAUAUUUCUGAACAUUUGAACCUGAUUUAGGCCAACCAGAUUAUCAAUUACUAUAUAUAUAUUUUCAUGAUAUAGUUGCAAUCAAUUUGAAUUCCUCCUUUUUUUGGUUUAAUCAGCCAACUUUCCUUUGAUUGCAAUGCUUGAAUUAGGAAUUUGAGGCAAUUGAUAAUGACAAGUCCUUUGGAUUUUAGUUAAAUGCACACACAUUGUCACAUGUCUCGUCUAAAAAAAAGUUGAAAUUUCUAAUCACCAUUACAAGCCAAAGAUUUUCUUGAGGGGCCAAAUUCUUUGAGGAAGAAAAAGGAAAUAAUUGUGGUUGCAACUUGAUAAACAAGAAUUGUUCAAUGACGUUCACGACAAUAUACAGUUAAUGAUUGCGGGAAAAAGACGGCAAAAAGCAUUUGAUCAACAAACCCUAAUGGCAUAAUUUUCCCACAGUUGGACUAAAAAAGAAAAACUAGCCCUUUGGUUUGGAAAAGACAAGAAAAUUUCAGUGUGGAAAUGGUGUUGCGUGUCAAUCCAUUUGUAUCUAUGGAUGAAACAUGGGUGUCAAAAUUUCAGCCUCAGCGCUCAGCCAAAGGGCUGGAAACUAAUGAAAGUUGUCUUUUACAUAAGAAAUUGGUUUUAGUUCAAUUAUACACAAUCAUUGAAGAAAAAUGAGAGAGGAGAGAUGGCAAGUAAAGCAAUCAAAAAGUGGAUAUCGAUAACUGUGAUAAUUAUUGGGGAGCUUUACUGUUGGUUUAAAUUUUUACUAGCCGGUUGGCACCACAAAAUUCCUAUUGGCUUUUUACAACGUUUGGCAAUGUUCUAUUUCUUACAGUGAAACAUUGCAAUGAACUUUGCAAACACAAACAAGGAAUAUUUAUCUGUUUCCCAAAGUGCAUGAACGCAGUGUUGAUUGGCCCAAAAUGAAAGCUCUGGCUUUCUGCAUAAAAUAUGGGCUAUAGUUUGCACCAAUCUCCACUACCUGAUCAGUGGCUUAUUGUCAAGCUGAAGCCCACUUCUGUAUUUAUGUUAUGGCCCCUGGCCCUGCUAUGGUCCAGCCGAAGGGCCUUUGAACUCCUGAAUAGGGUAGGGUUUAAGCUAGAACCAAAAUAAUGGAGUUUUUCUUCUACCUCUGGUUCACAAAAAUAUCAUUUUAUAGCUUAACUCGUUUUUUUUUGCCUGAAAGUUAUGAACUUUUAAACACUGAGCUCUAAAUUCAAAUUCCAUUUCUUUCUAUAAAACCUUAAAAUCAUGUACUUCUUUAACAGGAUUGCCAAAUCCUUUACAAGGCCAACGAUCAACACAAUUCACUCAAAAUUGGGUCAAUCCCACUUGAAUCCUACUGCCCUUUUCAAAAACUUCUCCACUAAACCCCCCCAAAAGGACAAAGAUGACUCUUGGAAUGAUGCCUGGGAAACAGCUUGGCUCCCUGAUGACAUUUCCCCCAAGAACAGAGCUCCUUGGGAAGCUGACGUUAACUUCCCUUCUUCUGAAGAGUCAACAAGAACGGUGCUUUCAGCGGAUGUUGAUGCAGAAACCAAGGCGUUCGUUGAAGACAUGAAUGAGAAUUGGAAUGAGAGACGAAAGUCACCUAAACAGAAGCAGAAAGAGGAAGCUGAAAAGGAGAGGAAAGGAGAGGGUGGUGGAUUGUAUAGUUUGGAGAAUAUGAAGAAAGAUUAUAGGUUGAAGAAACAGAGAAUCCAUGCUGGGUUGUGGAUGAAGGAGAUUGAUAAGUUGGAGGAAGCUAAGUUGGGGGAUUCUACUGAUGAUAUUGAUAAAUUGCUUGAUAGCUGCUCUGAGAUUUUUGACUCUGCCAAUGCUGACUUGGAGAAUUCAAAAAUUCCAAGCUCUUCUGAGUUGAAAAAUAAGCCUGAUGGUUGGGAAACAACAUCAAGAGCACCUGAUGGAAAUGUGUGGGAAAUGUCACAGAGGGAAGAAGACAUUCUCCUCCAAGAAUUUGAUCGCCGAAUUGCUUACUGUAAAUUCCAGAUAGCUAGUUUUAUUAAGACUCACAUAUUUAGCCGGAGGAGACCUAUCGAUGGGUGGAAAUACAUGAUAGAGGAGAUAGGGCCUAAUGCGAGGAAAGGCAAGGGCAGUGUUUCAAGGUUGCCAAGUUUGUCAGAUGCAUCAACACAACCUUUUAAGGAGGAAAAGUUACAAAUUGGAAGCAGUGUGGCCCGCUUGAAGGGGAGGUAGUUUGGUUCCCGCCUGCCCCAAAAACAUUCAAAGAUCAUUACAUGUUCUUGGCUAGUGAUUGUAAGAGAUUGUUGCAUCAAGCAUCUUCAAUGUGAAAAUACUUUCUUUGCUACAUGAGAUUUUGUAACUGAGCUCCAAAAGGAAAGAUGAAUGUGUGAACUCUGUUUUAAGCACCAAGUUUAACUGAUGCAUAUAGUAAUUUUGUAACGAAUUAAUGAAGAAUAUUGCUUUCAUAUUCAUAUAAUUCUAAAUACUAUGACAGGGUGAUGAAAAGUUUAGCAGAGUUCGGUUAUGUAAUGUUAUCAUAGUUUUUGAGGCAAGAUGAUGAUGGGCCCAUAAGAUGGAGUUCUUUAAUGAAAAAAA
This is a messenger RNA of Durio zibethinus, 3186 nucleotides long. RefSeq names its product mucin-like protein. The record is from RefSeq and is a predicted model, not a curated record. Lineage: Eukaryota; Viridiplantae; Streptophyta; Magnoliopsida; Malvales; Malvaceae.